Molecule: messenger RNA, 831 nt
Organism: Xenopus tropicalis (tropical clawed frog)
Lineage: Eukaryota; Metazoa; Chordata; Amphibia; Anura; Pipidae
Gene: gstk1
Product: glutathione S-transferase kappa 1
Exons: 8
Coding region: 78-743 (221 amino acids)
Biological process (GO): cellular oxidant detoxification; glutathione metabolic process
Cellular component (GO): cytoplasm
Molecular function (GO): oxidoreductase activity; glutathione peroxidase activity; glutathione transferase activity
Source: RefSeq, a predicted model, not a curated record
CAAAAGAUUUACUCGGAUCCCUCCCCUGGGCCGUCCCAUAAUGCCUGUCGCCCCCAGCCAAGGAGACAGCUGCAGAGAUGUCUAAACGGAGAGUGUUGGAGUUUUUCUAUGAUGUGGUCUCCCCUUAUUCGUGGCUGGGGUUUGAGGUUCUGUGCCGUUACCGGAAUAUCUGGAAUGUAGAUGUCAGUUUGCGUCCUGGGUUCCUUGCAGGAAUCAUUAAAGCAUCAGGAAACUCUCCCCCUCCCAUGGUCCCACAGAAGUUUGCCUACAUGGUGCAGGAUCUGCCGCGAGUCUCCGCAUGUUACCAGGUUCCUCUCCGACUUCCCAGCGACUUUUUCCAGACGAUCAUUAAGAAAGGGAGCCUCCAAGCAAUGCGGUUUGUCACAGCCGUGGAGAUGUCUCACCCAGAAUAUUUAGAGCCGGUGUCCCGGGAGCUAUGGAUACGGAUCUGGUCAGAGGACAAAGACAUCACAGAACCAGAGAGUAUGCUAGAAGCAGCCAAGAAAGCUGGGAUGUCGGUGGAUCAGGCAAAGAAGCUGAUUGAGUCUAUCUCCCUCCCUGACGUGAAGAACAAGCUCAAACAGAAUACAGAGGAAGCAUUAAAAUACGGGGCUUUUGGGUUGCCCACAAUCGUGGCCCACGUGGAUGGAAAGCCUCACAUGUACUUUGGAUCUGAUCGCUAUGAGGUUUUAGCGCAUCAACUGGGAGAGAAGUGGAUGGGACCCGUGCCUCAGAAGUCAUAACUGUAACACAGACAACGGGAUACAAGUGCCUUUGUUCAUUGCCUUUCAAGUAUCAUUAUAGCUAAUAAUAAAAGUCAGGUCAAAGCAU